AUGAGCAAUCCUCGGCCAUUGGAGGAGGAAGCCUAUGAUAUGUCAGGCGCCCGCCUGGCCCUGACACUCUGUGUCACCAAAGCACGGGAAGGUUCAGGAGCAGACCUGGAUGCCCUGGAUCUCAUGUUCCAGCAGCUGAGAUUUCAAGCCACUACAAAGAGAGAUCCCACUGCUCAGCAAUUCCUGGAAGAGAUGGAAAAAUUCCAGCAGACCAUAGACAACUGGGAAGACCCGGUCAGCUGUGCCUUUGUGGUGCUCAUGGCCCAUGGGGAGGAAGGACUCCUCAAGGGAGAAGAUGGCAAGAUGGUGAAGCUGGAUGACCUCUUCGAGGUCCUGAACAACAAGAAUUGCCGGAACCUGAGAGCCAAGCCCAAGGUGUACAUCGUGCAAGCCUGUCGAGGAGAACACAGGGACCUCGGUGAAACAAUAGGUGGGGACAAGGUUGCCAUAAUCACCAAGGACAACCCCCAGACUGUCCCCACAUACACGGACACCCUCCAUGUCUACUCUACAGUGGAGGGGUACAUCGCCUACAGACACGACAAGGAAGGCUCUUGCUUCAUUCAGACCCUGGUUGACGUGCUCACAGAGAGAAAAGGACCCAUUCUGGAACUUCUGACAGAGGUGACCCGACGUAUGGCAAAAGCUGAGCUGAUUCAGGAAGGGAGAGCAAGGAAAGUGAACCCAGAAAUCCAAAGCACCCUCCGAAAACAGCUCUACCUGCAGUAA
Molecule: messenger RNA, 729 nt
Organism: Castor canadensis (American beaver)
Lineage: Eukaryota; Metazoa; Chordata; Mammalia; Rodentia; Castoridae
Source: RefSeq, a predicted model, not a curated record